CGGAGGCACGUGAAGCGAUGCGAGGAGUAUCGGUGUAGGUCACUGUUAGUUUGUUAGAAAUGGCGGUGAAUGCUGGUAAUCUUACUGCUCUUCAGGCGAAAGAGAUACUGCAGGAUAUACUUCAAACCCUAGCCUCUGAGGCAGUUAGCGAGAAGAUUACGGGAGCUCGGAACCAGGCUGGCAAUGACAUGGUCAAGUACAUGCAGCUGGUGUUUCCACUGGUUGCUCAGGUUCAAGCUGAGGUCAUAGAUAAACAUGGCUUCUAUGGGGAAAAAGCUAGCAUUGUAUUCAUGCAGCUGCUGAAGAACUUGGAAAACCAGGACCCUGAGCUGGUCGUCUUGAGUGCCAGAGUCAGAGACUACUUUCUUCCUCAACUUGGAGACCCGAAAGACAGCUAAACGCGGCCAAGAAUCAGACCAGCGUAGUGCAGCUUAUCGAUUUCAGUGUUUUGUACCUCGGUAUGAUGUAAUGCUUCUGUUAGGUCCACUUUGUGAUGGACGUUUUACAAGUGACAUUGUCGACCUAAUUAGUGAACCUUCGACCUCAUGAGGAUCUUAUGAAGCCUGUCGAUGAUGGGCCGCUUUAAGCACCCCGUAAGCCCACUGUAUAUCAUGCACGCUGCUGAACCUUCCGUGUCCCAGCGCCGCGUUGGCUGCACCGUAUCAUGGCGUGGCCACCCAUCACCAAGUGCGGCUGGUGUAACCGGCGCACCAGUCACAGACGGCCGGAGCCGUUGUGCCGGCGGGACGGAACGGGAGCCGUCCCGGAGGAGGACACGCGCGGCGGCGCGGGCGACACUCCGGCUGGGCGUGGUGACGCUCUCAGAGUGCGGUGGUGCGGGCGACACUCCGGCGGGGUGUGGUGACGCUCGCAGAGUACGGUGGUGCGGAUGACACUCCGACUGGGCGUGAUGACGCUCUCAGAGUGCGGUGGUGCGGGCGACACGCUGGCCGGGUAUGGUGACGCUCUCAGAGUGCGGUGGUGUGGGUGGCGGCGUCGCCCAGCGCGGAUCGGGGGUUCGGUCGUCUGCGUAUCUGGAAUGUACUACUGUAUUGGCCGCACGUGUUGUCAGCUGUCGUCGCGCCUGCUAACCACACUAAGCGUCUUCGUUAAAGCUAUUGGUGAGCUAGGGUCCGUGGCGCGGCUGAAUUGCUAUGCUGGUCUGGCACUGCCAGCAGGUCUCUGGGGCCUGCUUGUGUUUUGCGCGGCGUGGUGGUGGUUGGCUGCUCGUCAAUGUGAAGCUGGUCCAUGUUUGGAGCGUUUGGUAUGGCUCGUAUUGACCGAUAGAUUGUCACAAAACGCUCAUUGCGUAGACUCGUUUUAUGAAUUCCUUGGUAAGAUGUGCUUGUGUGGAUACUAUGACGUCAUUCCGUGCCCCGAACCAUUUUCACUCCAAGUCAGGGGAUGCCGUCAUCAUCCGGCGGGCUCGCCGUUCUCUCUCCGCGUGUUUUCUGUCACGCGUCACCGACGGUCGCCAGCGUCGCCUGCGAACAGAAGAUGCCUACAAAUGUAUUUAUCAGUGGGCAGGCGCCAGCCCGCACCCUGUCUUUCGCUAUUUCGAAUUUUCGUGCUGGGUUUUUGUGCCUUUUCUUCCCCGUAAUGAAAAUAACAAAAUAUAGGGUUUUUGUUAGAUAUUAAUUCCGAACCUUAUAAAUGGAUGGGUCUCUGAGACCAGAGCUCACGUCAAGCAGGGCUUGUUGUGCGAGUCCUCCCCUACCAGAAGAUCUCGCAAUUACCGACCAACGGCAGAAUUCGGCGGCGAAAGUUAAACGUGCCUCAGUGCUCGACACGGUCCGUCCUGCCCUCUGACGUGAUCUGACCUUUAUCGCGGCCGCUGCCACGGCCCGGAGGCCGUACCUGUCGAGGACAAAUAACGAGCGCCCUUAAGCGUCUCGAAUCCACACCACCAAGGGGUGAGGGAUCGGAAUGCAGGCACUCUAACCAACUGAGCGAUCGAGGCCGAGUCAAAUGGAUAGCCGCUUUACUGUUGGUCUUUUGUCAAUAUUUCGUGUAAAUGAUUUGGAGUUGCAUGAUGCGACGGCUGUAAAAUGUCUAGUGUCUUUUUCACUUCGUGUCAACGGUAUUUAAUCGACAGCUAAAAAACCACAAAGCAUUGCUCUAACCUUGGCUACAACCCUCUCAGCGUCCGUUUCUUGUUCUGAGUGCAGGCAAGGCGUCACAAAUCCAUGACGCCCGACUCGGAACGCGCGUUUAGUAACUCCAGCACAGUGCACCCAUGCAGCUGUACCGGUGCAGUAGAAAGA
This is a messenger RNA of Pollicipes pollicipes, 2264 nucleotides long. RefSeq names its product protein C10. Gene Ontology annotation, biological process: post-embryonic development. Bases 60 to 398 code for a protein of 112 amino acids. The record is from RefSeq and is a predicted model, not a curated record. The transcript is spliced from 3 exons. Lineage: Eukaryota; Metazoa; Arthropoda; Thecostraca; Pollicipedomorpha; Pollicipedidae.